UUUUCUUUUCUCUUAUAGUUCUCUCUCCAUUUUCAUUUUUCUGCAAUUUCGGCACCCAUCCUUCAUGACGUCUAGCGAAAAGGGUAAGCCGUUACCAAAAUAUGGUGAGUGGGACGUGAACAACCCUGCCUCAGCCGAUGGAUUUACGGUCAUCUUUGCCAAGGCUAGGGAUGAAAAGAAGGGCAACACCCCCAGCGGAGGUCAAGGCCAGCCCAACAAGGAACUGGCUCGAACGCAAUCGCGGUCAUCGACCCAAUAUGACCCUAACAAGAAAAAGUGGCUUUGUUGUUUUUGAAAUGCCAAUGCCGAUGCCAUAGUGUGAAUGAAACUACAAAUGUAAUAUAGAAAACUUAAACUCGAGAGCUUGGCUUUGUACGAUUAUCUUCCGAUCGAUCAGAUGUUCGAGUUGGCGCAAUCAGAGAAGUAAAUGAGGAACCACUAUUGAUAUUUAGAAAAAAAAUAUAUAUUGGAUCAUCAGAUAAAGGGUAGAUACAUAGAUAUUUUUGUUAGGAUGUUAUAUAUACACAUGUAACAUUUUUUUUAUAAUGAGUAGUGAGUCUAUUGACUAGUUUUUUCUUCACGAUUUAUACGUCUCCUCCUUUGAAAGGGGGAAUUUAUGAAAUUCGUAAUAGAAAAGGUGUUGGAAAGAAAUCACGCGAGAUCACGAAAGAUCAGGAGCACAAUAUAUGGAAUCAAAUCAUACCAUAGUUAGAAUGCAAAUAAA
Messenger RNA from Salvia hispanica, 724 nucleotides. RefSeq names its product protein NOI4-like. The record is from RefSeq and is a predicted model, not a curated record. Gene Ontology annotation, cellular component: plasma membrane. Lineage: Eukaryota; Viridiplantae; Streptophyta; Magnoliopsida; Lamiales; Lamiaceae.